Molecule: messenger RNA, 399 nt
Organism: Symbiodinium necroappetens
Lineage: Eukaryota; Dinophyceae; Suessiales; Symbiodiniaceae
Source: the annotation of a GenBank genome assembly
GCGGACCUCGUGAAGCAGAUCAAUGCCUUCUUAGGCAUUCGCAAAGCGGAGCUCCUGCCGCAGCCCUUCCAACCGGGUGUUCUGCUCUGCGUCCUUUGCAUAUUAUUGUGGACCUUGUGUGUAUACAAGGAACUCCGUUCUGUUUGGUUGUCUCUGGAAGCCACUAUGCAGAUCUCGAAGGCCAGAAGGACAACGUUUGAGAAUGGUGUGUUUCACAACAUCUCUUAUGGUCGCUACAGCCUCCUAUUGUUGACAUAUGCAGCCCGUGCAACCAUCGCCUCAGUGCUGUUGGCGGCUGGCAUCCUCUGGCUUGCUCGCACCACAUCCAAGAGCUCAUGCUCAAUGCUGUUGCUCUCAACGCCAUCCUGGAUGUUGACGAAUUCCUGUUCUCGUGCCUGA